Messenger RNA from Plutella xylostella (diamondback moth), 1446 nucleotides. RefSeq names its product ribosomal protein L3 (gene RpL3). NCBI's taxonomy places the organism in Eukaryota, Metazoa, Arthropoda, Insecta, Lepidoptera, Plutellidae. Gene Ontology annotation, cellular component: cytosolic large ribosomal subunit; ribosome. The record is from RefSeq and is a predicted model, not a curated record. Gene Ontology annotation, biological process: translation. Gene Ontology annotation, molecular function: RNA binding; structural constituent of ribosome.
CCAAUCUAUAAGAGUAACGAAUAGUGGAAUCGUUAUCCGAUUAAACGAAUAACGAAUAAAAUAGUACUAGGUAGUAGUACAUCACUAGUGAAGUAAAGGUAUUUUCUGUAGUAAAAAGUUUUCAACUCGGCCAUUUUUGUCGCGACUGUCUGUGAACAUGUCGCAUAGGAAAUUCUCCGCACCCCGUCAUGGGUCCAUGGGGUUCUACCCCAAGAAGCGAUCCCGCCGUCAUCGUGGUAAGGUCAAGGCCUUCCCCAAGGAUGACCCCAGCAAGCCGGUCCAUCUAACCGCCUUCAUCGGCUACAAGGCCGGUAUGACCCAUAUUGUGCGUGAACCUGACCGUCCUGGAUCAAAGAUCAACAAGAAGGAGAUCGUGGAGGCUGUGACCAUCAUCGAGACUCCCCCCAUGGUGGCCGUCGGUGUGGUGGGCUACAUUGAAACCCCACACGGUCUCCGUGCCCUGCUCACCGUCUGGGCUGAGCACAUGUCUGAAGACUGCAGACGUCGAUUCUACAAGAACUGGUACAAGUGCAAGAAGAAGGCAUUUACUAAGUCUAGCAAGAAAUGGCAAGACGAACUUGGCCGCAAGUCCAUUGAGAAGGACUUCAAGAAAAUGAUCCGCUACUGCACUGUUGUGCGAGUCAUUGCUCACACACAGAUGAAGCUGCUCAAGCAGCGUCAGAAGAAGGCACACAUUAUGGAGAUCCAACUCAAUGGAGGAACCAUCGAAGACAAAGUUAAAUGGGCUAGGGAACACCUGGAAAAGCCUAUCCCAAUUGACUCUGUGUUUGCUCAGGAUGAGAUGAUUGAUUGCAUUGGUGUCACCAAGGGUAAAGGAUACAAGGGUGUCACUUCCCGUUGGCACACAAAGAAGCUGCCCCGCAAGACACACAAGGGUCUGCGUAAAGUGGCUUGUAUUGGAGCAUGGCAUCCUUCAAGAGUGUCCUUCACUGUUGCCCGUGCUGGUCAGAAGGGCUACCACCACAGAACUGAAAUGAACAAGAAGAUCUACCGUCUUGGACAAGGUAUCCACACCAAGGAUGGCAAGGUCAUCAAGAACAAUGCUUCAACUGAGUAUGACCUGUCUGAGAAGUCCAUCACCCCCAUGGGAGGCUUCCCCCACUACGGAGAGGUCAACAACGACUUUGUCAUGCUCAAGGGUUGUUGCAUGGGCCCCAAGAAGCGCGUGAUCACCCUUAGGAAGUCCCUCCGAGUCCACACCAAGAGGGCUGCCCUUGAGAAGAUCAACCUCAAGUUCAUUGACACAUCAUCCAAGUUCGGUCACGGUCGCUUCCAGACCCCGGCAGACAAGGCUGCCUUCAUGGGAACACUCAAGAAGGACCGCAUUCGCGAAGAGGCUGCUGCCACCGCCGCCCCAGCUGCUGCUGCUGCUGCACAAUCUUAAUUAUUAUUAUUGUGACGCAGAAAAUAAACAAAAAACAACAA